Molecule: messenger RNA, 1462 nt
Organism: Entelurus aequoreus (snake pipefish)
Lineage: Eukaryota; Metazoa; Chordata; Actinopteri; Syngnathiformes; Syngnathidae
Product: protein SCO2 homolog, mitochondrial-like
Exons: 2
Coding region: 287-1081 (264 amino acids)
Biological process (GO): intracellular copper ion homeostasis; mitochondrial respiratory chain complex IV assembly
Cellular component (GO): mitochondrial inner membrane
Molecular function (GO): copper ion binding; copper chaperone activity
Source: RefSeq, a predicted model, not a curated record
GAAAAAGGGAAACAAGUAUGGGAGUUUUUGAACGAUACUGGAACUGGACUCAAGGAGAGAUUGUAAUGUAAUUAUAAAAUUAAACUGAAGAUGGCAGUAUUGCAACACAGACGGAUGACAGAUGCCGUAAAACUGAAGAGAAGAAGAAGAAGACAUGCGCAGUGCGUACCACAUACGGGGCUAAUUGCUAAAUGCUAAUACAGCAUGAUAUAACUGUCGCGGUGCAUUUGUCAUAUAUUGUUUGAGGAAGAAGAAUCCCGCAAGAGUCACGCCCGGACCCGCAACAAUGCUCAGGUGUGUGAUGGUCGGUGUCCGUGGAAACUUCCGGACAUGUUCUCGGAUCCACCAGAGGUCCUCCGAGAGUCCACUCAGGAUCCAUUGUGCUCUGCCGGCCCAGGCCAGGUUUUUGUCUCAAGGUCAGAGGUCGUCGGCCCAGGUCAAGUUGAGGACGCGUAUGGCGGUGACGCUGCUUUUUGGCGGCGGGCUGCUGGCGGCGUGGGCCUACGUCCACGCGGAGAAGCGGCAGAGUGACAGGAGGCAGCGUCUAGACCAGCUGCGCCAGGUGGCUCUGGGUCAGGGGAACUUCAGCCUCCUGGACCAAGACGGGCGGCGCCGCACCAAGCGCGACUUCUCGGGCCGCUGGGUGCUGCUCUACUUCGGCUUCACGCACUGUCCCGACAUCUGCCCGGACGAACUGGACAAGAUGAGCGCCGUCGUGGACGCUCUGGACCGGGACUCGUCUCUACCGUCUGUCCAGCCCGUCUUCGUCACCGUGGACCCGGAGCGCGACGACGUGGCGGCGCUGGCGCGCUACGUCCAAGACUUCCACCCUCGCCUGGUGGGUCUCACCGGCACCGCCCAGGAGGUGAAGGACGCGGGCCGGGACUACCGGGUGUACGCCAGCGCCGGCCCCAAGGACGACGACGGGGACUACAUCGUGGACCAUACCAUUCUCAUCUACCUGCUGAGUCCCGAUGGCCUCUUUGUGGACUAUUAUAACCGCAUGAAGACCCAGGAGCAGAUCACGGAGAGUGUGCGGAACCACAUCAAGAACCACCACUUGCUUUUUUCUGAUGCAUGACCGUGUGCAAUGAAUUUGUUUGUUGCGUUUCGCUUGAUUGUAAAAUAUGUGGAUGGAGACGGGGUGUGGCGUUCAUAUGUUGUCAAUAUUCAGCGUUUUAUCCUUCAUAGUUAAUAUUGUAAAUACCACAUUCUUUAUUUUCAUGUACAUUCUACACUGCAAAAACUGAAAUCUAAGUAAGAUGAAAUAUCUCAAAUAAGGGUGAUAUUUGCUUAUUUUCUGUCUGAUAAGAUAAUUCUUCUCACUUAGCAGAUUUUAUGUUAGAGUGUUUUACUUGUUUUAGGUGUUUUGGUCCUAAAUGAUUUCAGUAAGAUAUUACAGCUUGUUGCUGAGAUUCGAUGGCCUAUAUUGAGUAAAACAUGCUUGAAACUAGAAUAUCAA